Molecule: messenger RNA, 2093 nt
Organism: Dioscorea cayenensis subsp. rotundata (Guinea yam)
Lineage: Eukaryota; Viridiplantae; Streptophyta; Magnoliopsida; Dioscoreales; Dioscoreaceae
Product: endoglucanase 12-like
Biological process (GO): carbohydrate metabolic process
Molecular function (GO): hydrolase activity, hydrolyzing O-glycosyl compounds
Source: RefSeq, a predicted model, not a curated record
AUGAUGUUAGGAAACCACUGGGGAGGAUCAUUUGAGAUUCAACAAGAGCCAGGCACUGAUGAUGAUCACAGCCAGUGCAUGGAUACUGACAGAGGUGCUCUGCUUAGACAUAACUUAGACGAGAUUCAGUUAGGCUGGCUCCGAGGCCCUCAGGACAUCAAGCAGCACAAGUACGUGGACUUAGGAUGCAUUCUUUGCAAGCAAAAGGUGCUCAAAUGGAUUAUAUACUGCACCUUGAUCACUUUCAUUGCCAUUGGACUUCCCAUCAUUAUUUCUAAAAAGCUUCUACCCAAGCACAAGGAGCCAGUCCUUCCACCUGAUAAAUAUGCCAUUGCCCUGAGCAAGGCCCUCCUCUUCUUCAAUGCACAAAGAUCUGGCCAGUUGCCAAAGAACAAUGGUGUGCCAUGGAGAGGGAACUCUGCCAUGAAAGAUGGCUCAGAACUUUCAGAUGUGAAAGGAGGUCUGGUUGGUGGGUAUUAUGAUGGAGGGGAUAACAUCAAGUACCAUUUCCCAAUGGCUUUCUCCAUGACACUUCUCAGCUGGUCAGUGAUAGAGUACAGUCACAAAUACAAAGCAAUUGGAGAGUAUAACCAUGUCAGGGAUAUCAUCAGAUGGGGCACUGACUACUUGCUAAAGACCUUCAAUUCCUCUGCUUCCUCCGUUGAUCAUAUCUACACUCAGGUGGGAAUGGCAGUGGAGUUCUCAACCAGUCCAGAUGAUCAUUUCUGCUGGCAAAGGCCAGAAGACAUGAGCUAUGUGAGGCCAGUGCAGCGGAGCUCCUCUGCAUCUGAUCUAGGUAGCGAAAUCUCUGCUGCUCUCGCUGCUGCCUCAAUAGUCUUCCUCGAUGACAUCGCCUACUCAGAAAACCUCAUCAAGGCAGCUGAAACAAUAUACAAAUUUGCCAACAAUUAUCCACAAGCAGCAUACUCUUUGAACAAUCCAGUCAUUGAGCCUUUCUACAACUCCACUGAUUUCUGGGAUGAGUUCAUCUGGAGUGGCGCAUGGAUGUACUAUGCCACUGGCAACUACAGCUAUGCCACAGCUGCAACAGACUCAAAUCUUGCUGCUAAUGCAAAUGCCUUCUCAGGGUUUCAGAAUUUAACUAUGUUCAGUUGGGACAACAAGCUACCAGGUGCUGAACUAGUCCUUACCAGGCUCAGAAUCUUCUUGAAUCCUGGCUAUCCUUAUGAGGACAUUCUCAGCAGAUACCACAGCUCCACAGACCUGAACAUGUGUUCUUUUCUCCGAAGAUUCAAAGUUUUCAGGUGGACUCCAGGGGGAUUGAUUCUGCUAAAGAGACCAAGACCAUUGCAGUAUGCAGCAAAUGCCGCAUUCCUUGCUAAUCUUUAUGCAGACUAUAUGAAUGCUUCAAAUGUUCCUGGAUGGUAUUGUGGCCCAUACUUCAUUUCUGCAGAUGAUCUCCGAAGUUUUGCUGCUUCUCAGGUGAAUUAUAUCUUGGGAGCAAACCCUAAGAACAUGAGUUACGUAGUAGGGUACGGAUAUGCAUGGCCCAUGCACGUACAUCAUCGUGGAGCAUCAACGCCAAGAGAUGGCAAGCAUUAUGGGUGCAUUGAAGGAAGGAAAUGGCUGCAAAAUAGAAACAAGAACCCUAAUAACAUCACAGGGGCCAUGGUGGCCGGACCGGACCACGGCGAUGGCUUCUCCGAUAUGAGGACAAACAUGAACUACACGGAGCCGACACUCGCUGGCAAUGCAGGGCUUGUUGCUGCUCUGGUGUCACUGACGAGCAGCGGCGGAGAUGUCAUUGAUAAGAACACCAUCUUCUCCUCUGUGUCUCCUCUUACACCGCCGGCACCGCCACCGCCGUCCCCUCCAAAAUCUCAAACACUUCCCGAUCGAAAAACCCCGGCAACCUCCUCUCCCUCCUCGCAUCAUUCCUCAUCGCCCAAAACGACUCCUUCCCCGCUCUCUCCCACUCCUUAAUCUUCUUAUGAUCGCCGGCGAGAUUACUCCACCUCUUCCGGCACUGCACCGGUCCCCGGUCCACCCCAUGCCUUUUACAAUAAGCGGACACCGCCGCCCACUUCGGUUCUCCGGCCGGUCCUCCGGCGCGCCCUGGCCCUCGACAUCUC